Molecule: messenger RNA, 1812 nt
Organism: Onychomys torridus (southern grasshopper mouse)
Lineage: Eukaryota; Metazoa; Chordata; Mammalia; Rodentia; Cricetidae
Gene: Ttc5
Product: tetratricopeptide repeat domain 5
Exons: 10
Coding region: 29-1348 (439 amino acids)
Molecular function (GO): protein binding
Source: RefSeq, a predicted model, not a curated record
GGCGGAGAAUCCGGCAGUGGCUGGAACGAUGGCUGAUGAAGAGGAAGAAGCGAAGCGCGUCUUGCAGAAAUUGCAGGAACUGGUGGAUCAACUCUACUCAUUUCGAGACAGCUACUUUGAGACACACAGUGUUGAGGAUGCAGGGCGGAAGCAGCAGGAUGUGCGGGAUGAGAUGGAGAAGACCCUGCAGCAGAUGGACGAAGUACUGGGUUCUGUCCAGGGUGAGGCACAGGCUCUCAUGCUGAGGGGGAAGGCACUGAAUGUGACCCCUGAGUAUAGCCCUAAGGCUGAGGCGCUUCUGUCAAAGGCUGUGAAGCUGGAGCCUGAGCUGGUAGAAGCCUGGAACCAGCUGGGUGAAGUGUACUGGAAGAAAGGGGACGUUGCAGCUGCCCACACCUGCUUCUCAGGAGCCCUCACCCAUUGCAAGAACAAGGUCUCCCUGCAAAACCUGUCCAUGGUGCUUCGCCAGUUGCAGACUGACUCCGGAGAUGAACAUUCUCGUCAUGUCAUGGACAGUGUCCGACAGGCUAAGUUGGCGGUGCAGAUGGAUGUCCUCGAUGGCCGCUCCUGGUAUAUCCUGGGGAAUGCGUAUCUCUCUCUUUAUUUCAAUACUGGCCAGAACCCUAAGAUCUCCCAGCAAGCCCUCGGUGCCUAUGCCCAAGCAGAGAAGGUCGACAGGAAAGCUUCUAGCAAUCCCGACCUUCAUCUGAACAGGGCGACGUUACAUAAAUAUGAAGAGAGUUAUGGGGAGGCCCUAGAGGGUUUCUCUCAGGCGGCAGCACUGGACCCUGCAUGGCCAGAGCCCCGGCAGCGAGAGCAACAACUCUUGGACUUCCUCACUAGGCUAUCCAGCCUCCUGGAGAGCAAGGGGAAGACAAAACCCAAAAAACUCCAGAGCAUGCUGGGAAGCUUGCGUCCAGCACAUCUGGGCCCUUGUGGUGACGGGCGCUAUCAGUCAGCCUCAGGGCAGAAGGUGACCUUGGAGCUCAAGCCACUCAGCACGCUGCAGCCUGGUGUGAACAGUGGUGCUGUGGUCCUGGGAAAGGUGGUGUUCAGCCUAACCACAGAGGAGAAAGUCCCCUUCACCUUUGGCUUGGUGGAUUCAGAUGGUCCUUGCUAUGCAGUGAUGGUGUAUAAUGUGGUGCAGAGCUGGGGAGUGCUCAUUGGGGACUCUGUAGCCAUUCCUGAGCCCAACCUUCGGCAUCACCAAAUUCAGCACAAGGGAAAGGACUAUUCCUUCUCCAGUGUUCGAGUGGAGACGCCUCUCCUGCUGGUGGUGAACGGAAAGCCACAGAACUCUAACAGCCAAGCCACGGCCACCGUGGCUUCCAGGCCACAAUGCGAAUGACCUGGCGGAGGAGUGGAGGCCCAGAGAGAAGCUUACCGGGUGUUGUGAAUGGAGAUUUCUCUUCCUCUGCCCUGUAACAUAGUUGGCGGCUCUUUUCCCUGUGGCAUCCCAGCCCUCUGCGGAGCCAUCACUACCCUGGUUUAUUCCUCCUGCCUCCCCAAAUGUGCUGACUGAGAGGGAGGACAGAGCACUCAUGGAACUGCUUUUGGGCCCUGUUAUGGGAGACUCUUUUCCCCGAGUUUGGAGAUGUUUUGACAGUACCAAGAUCCCUGUUGUUGCCCCUUCCUGAGUCUAAUAUGUUUGUAUAUAUCCGAUUACUAUUUAUUGCUGAGGGGCUUAACUUUUCUAUCAUUUUUGAGAAUUUUUUUUUUUUUUUUUUAAUUUUUAGAUUUAAAUUCUGAUGGGUGUUGUGGGACACCUUUAAUUCCAACACUUAGGAAGCAGAGGAAGGUAGGUCUCUUUGA